Molecule: messenger RNA, 360 nt
Organism: Grammomys surdaster
Lineage: Eukaryota; Metazoa; Chordata; Mammalia; Rodentia; Muridae
Exons: 3
Coding region: 1-360 (119 amino acids)
Source: RefSeq, a predicted model, not a curated record
AUGGACUGUCUUCUGUUUCUCUUGCUUCCAGGAGUCCUGAUUUUGUACAAGUCUCAUUCAGUGGGGGAACCCAUUUUUUGCACUUCCUGUGAUGAAUAUGUUGACAAUACCUGCAAAAGAAACUUGGGAGUCUGUCAACCCAGAUACCCUGACUUUGCAUGCCAAACCAAAGAAGUAUAUAUUCUACUUAUCAGUGGAGAAUAUCUGUACAAAUAUUCUAUUCUGAGCUGCCCAAGAAGAUGUGUGGAGUACGUGCGUUACAUCGGGUUUGAGAAAAACAUCUUCUCCUGCUGCAAUGAAAGCCACUGCAACAGGUUGCCAGAAGGAGAUACUCAAUUCAAACAAAGUAAUUUUGUCUAA